Molecule: messenger RNA, 1107 nt
Organism: Anopheles darlingi
Lineage: Eukaryota; Metazoa; Arthropoda; Insecta; Diptera; Culicidae
Product: sex-determining region Y protein-like
Exons: 1
Coding region: 25-1107 (360 amino acids)
Source: RefSeq, a predicted model, not a curated record
UUGUCAACCGUAAUCGCGAACAUCAUGAAUAAGGUGAUUUUGCUUACUUGUGUGGCCCUGUCCGUGGUUGGCUAUCUAGCCGCCCCGGCCAGCGGUGCUCCUCAGUACAAGGAUCACUCGAACGAGCAUCACGAGGUGAAGCACGGAGAUGCUCAACGUCACGAGGAGCAACAGAAGAAGCAGAUCGCGCACGACCAACACCCCCAGGUGCACGACCAACACCGUCAAGUGCACGACCAACGUCCCCAGGUGCAUGAUCAACGCCCCCAGGUGCACGACCAACGUCCCCAGGUGCACAACCAACGUCCCCAGGUGCAUGAUCAACGACCCAAGGUUCACGAGUCCGGAGAAAAGCACGACGGUAACGUACAUGUGAAGCAUAGGCGUGAUGUGAAGCUGACCGAGGAGGAACAGAAGAAGAAGCCCGCGAGCGGUCAGCAGCAACCCCAGGUGCACGACCAGCACCCCAAGGUGCAAGAUCAACGUCCCAAGGUGCACGAAGCCGCUGAAAAGCACGACGAUAAGCCACAUGUGAAGCAUACGCGUGAUGUGAAGCUGACCGAGGAGGAACAGAAGAAGAAGCCGGCGAACGAUCAGCAGCACCACCAGGUGCAUGAUCAACUCCCCAAGGUGCACGAAGCUGCUGAAAAGCACGACGAUAAGACACAUGUGAAGCAUACGCGUGAUGUGAAGCUGACCGAAGAAGAACAGAAGAAGAAGGCUGCGAAUGAGGCCGGUGAAAAGCACGACGAAAAGCUGCCCCAUUCUCGACCACCGACGAGAAGGCGUUACAAGAACUCGAGCAGUACUACAGCCACCCCAGGAAACAGCGCCACUGGAUCGACUACCACUAAGUCUAACGUGCCUUCCGGAAACCGUGCCCCCUAUAAACCAUCCUCGGCGACCUCCGUAUCAGGAUCUUCCAGCACAUCGAGCCCAGCUUCAGCUGUUGGAACAUCUUCGGCCGCCACUCCUGCGGUGCCCGCGGCUUCCCCGUCUGGAGCCUCCAGUACCACGGUGAGGGCCUCAGCUGGAGUGUCUACCUCAUCGACCGCCGCACCAUCGGUGUCCACCAGCGCUGCACCGCUUCCGGCCCUUCUCGGUUAA